AUGGAUUCACUUUCUGACGCUGACGGGUUAAUUGUAAAAGAUAAAGUCAAACAUGCCGCUAGAGGCAGAGGCAUUGACGUUUCUGUGACAGCUGGUGGAGUUUCUGCAGAUGUUAGUGUUGGUGCGACUCCGACAAAUAAUGCGAACAGUCAGAAUAGCCCUAAUGUCGACAAUUCACCCCAAAAUCCAAACAAACCAACGAACAAUGGUAAUACUAAUAAUGGAGGGCAACCAAAUAACAAUAACAACCCAGGUAAACCAGGGGCAUCAGCAACAGGAACCGGGAUCAGUAUUAACAAUCCAACCGUCUCGCCAAAAGUAGCAAUAGACACAGCUUUAUCUACCGACUUUUCAUCAUCACCACCCGACCCGAAUGACCCUUAUAUUACAUCAACAUCAACCGCUACAUCUUCUCCCGACUUUUCAAGGCGUAAGAAAGUAUCAGCAGAGCUUCAAAAUUCGAAACCCGAGAAAAGCUAUUUCGAUUGGGGUAAGACAGGAGGAUGGCGUGCAAGAAUUAAAUCUGCGAUAGGGGGAAGAACCGAGAAAAAGAGGCAAGAUACUUUUUACGGGGAUACAGUCAGGUUACAUAUUAACGAGAAAGCAGUUGAAAACAAUGAAGAAUAUCCAGUUACAGAGGAUGACGCUUUCGAAAUCGAUGAUCCCAUUGAAUACUAUGCUAUUGAGUAUUUGGAAGUACGAAACUACGAGACCUCAUCUAGUAGUGGCAUAUCGAUAAAUACAACUACGUCGUCCGGUCUUGACAGCGACACUGCUGUCUUUUCAUCCGAGCGAUACGAGCCGGAGAAUGACAGCAUAAAGGAUACUAGUACUAUCGACUCUUCGUGUAGCGAUUACCCGCUCAGUCCAACAGUACCACCCCAAUUAUUCAUACCUACAUCAGUACUCACAUCCUACGUGGAUCCAAUCGAUCUCUCGGUUUCACCGAUUUCGAGUAGCUUCUACGAUAAUACAGACACUGUAGGCAAUAAGAGAUUAUCAUCCUCAACAGGGUAUUCAAGCACAUACAUAUCAAGCGACAAUAACAACGUUUUCCCAAGACUAAAAUCGCCGAUACCUUCAGUAGCUUCUAAUCGGUCGUCAAUGUCAUCUCUACAGGUAGAAGUAAUGACACAAACGUUGUCGGAUCUCUUGACAUCAAACGGAGGAAUGGUAAUUGUAGAAGCGAAUGAGAAAGAGAAGAAAGCACCUCGAACCACGCCAGCUGACAAAAAAGUCAAAGUCAUGAAGCUGAAAGAAGACAAAACCAGGUCAUGGGCGAAGGGAUUUAAGAAAUCGAUAGGAUGA
Paraglomus brasilianum is the source of this 1308-nucleotide messenger RNA. The record is from the annotation of a GenBank genome assembly. NCBI's taxonomy places the organism in Eukaryota, Fungi, Glomeromycota, Glomeromycetes, Paraglomerales, Paraglomeraceae.